Molecule: messenger RNA, 5952 nt
Organism: Patella vulgata (common limpet)
Lineage: Eukaryota; Metazoa; Mollusca; Gastropoda; Patellidae
Product: histone-lysine N-methyltransferase EHMT2
Exons: 2
Coding region: 27-1013 (328 amino acids)
Biological process (GO): intracellular signal transduction
Molecular function (GO): protein binding
Source: RefSeq, a predicted model, not a curated record
GCCAUAGCAGCCUCAUAGUAAAUGCAAUGUGUUAUUUACAGUACUGUUUAUCCUAUGGAUGCAAGAAAUCGUCAGUGCAAAAACAAUUAAAGGAUAUGCAACAUCUACAACCCAAUGAAGAUGAUAUUGCUAAUGCAAAUGUCCCCGCAGUUACGUGUGAAAAUUGGUUUUAUGACUAUGAUUCAACAGCCAUCAUGAUGAGCCUACAUGAUCCCGAGGCUAUGCUGUUUGAUGCCAUUUUUUGUGGGAAUGUCUUCAAAGUAAAGCAGCUUAUUAACAGUGGAAUUAACAAAAAUACAGUUCUUCAUAGUCCAAUAAGAUGGGAAGGAGCUACUGUUUUAGGUACAGCAGCCUAUUCGGGCAAUAUUGAAAUAGUAAAGUUUCUUUUGGAUGUUGGAACAUCAAUCAAUUUUCAAGAUCCGUGCCUUUCUAGAAAUGCCCUUCAUUGGGCAAGUAUGGGUCCUGGUUCUAACGUGGUAAAAUAUCUCUCCGAGUGUGGAGCCGAUGUGAAUUGUUCUGACAGAGAUAACAUGACUCCAUUGCUUCAGGCAGCCAUGAACAGACAUAGCGAGUCUGUGUGUAUUCUAGUCCAACAAGGAGCUGAUGUUGACCAGAUGGACAGACUGCGAUGUUCAGCGUUGCAUUAUUCGUCUAUAAAUGGAGACCAAAAGUCAAUUACAGCAGUUAUCAAAGGAGGGUGCAUUUUAAACAAUCCAGCAAUAUUUGGUCGAGGUACAGUGCUGGCUAAUCUAGUUUAUCACAAAGAUUAUUAUAAUUGUUAUCUGUUGUUAGAAGCUGGUUAUAAUUUUUCGAAGGAUGAUUGGAUUAAUACCAUAGACGAUAAUCAGGGUAAUGAGAUAACAGAUAUGAUUAAAUUGUAUAAAAGUUCACCAAUGUCCCUCAAAUCUCUCAGUCGGUAUGUAAUAAGAACUCGUUUGAAACCGUCCCUGCAGAAAAAAGUGUCCAAACUUCCCAUUCCAAAAAGACUUCAAAACUAUAUCAUGUUACGGUAAUUUGUAUAAAUCAUUUCAUUUUCUAUACUAUCAUAUUUUGCGAAAGUUUAAGAUGCAUUAUGUAAAAUUUAGAUAAAUAGCUGGCUGUUCUUGCUAUAGUAGUUCAAAAAUAGAUUUGAUGAAAAAUUAAUAUACUGAAAAUCUCAUUCAAAUUACUUUAUUCUUCAAACUUAUGACUGUUUGAAGAAGUAGCGUAGAUGUUUUUUAUACUCCCACAUGGAAAAGUGAUGUACAAUAAUUAAUAGAAUACAAUAUCAAAAAAACGUUGUUUUAUCCAACGUUUUGUCAGUAAAAAUACUAACUUCUUCAGGGAUGAAGAACUAAAUACAAAAUGACUGGAAGUCAGUUAUGACAUCAUAGGAAGUUAUGACAUCAUAGGAAUGAUGUCAUGGACUUGAAAAUGAAAUGAAAUGGGGUUUAACGUCCUACUGUUCUGCUGCGACUGGGCUAAUGAAGACAGCCAUUGCAUAUGCCAUACAGUGUUCUUUGAGGGAAAUUUUGCCCGGACAGCAGCGUUACAGUCUACUCUUCUAUCGAAUUCCAACUGCCAAUGGAUCUUUUACAUGCACGCCAAUGUGUAGCCUACUCUGAACCUUGUUUUUUUUUUAUCCCAUCCGAAUGACUAGACAUCUUUCCAUGUCAGGCCCUCCGUCCUGCACCACUCUUAGACUUAGAUACACAACCUGAAAGGUUAGCUUAUGCUAUACAAUAAAGGUAAAAAUUUACAAGUAAGGAAAAUUAUUCAUGAUUAUGAAUGAUUUUAAAAAAAACCUGGAUUUGGCCAAACUGAAUUAAGUCUAUGAAUCCACAGACUUUCUGCUGUGUCCAAUUUUUUCUGAUCUUUAUCAGGAAUUUUUUGUACACAUAUUGCAUUUUACAGGUUUUACAUGUUAAACAAUAAACAACAUCCAAGUAAUGGCACAGUUGACAGAGUCUCUUAUAUUGAAUGAUUUCAUGUCUUUACUGGUUAUUUCUUGAUUUGUACACAUUUGGAAUAAGAGUAAGCUUUAUAUAAAAGCUGCUGUCCGGGCAAAAUUUCCUCAUACCAAACUAGCAGAACAAACCUCAUUUAAUUUCUGUUUACUCCACUUCAUUUUGCAUGAAACGUGAUUGGUUGAUACCUGAGUAACCUACCAGUCAAAACUUUUAUAAAUUCUGCCAAAUCUUUUGAGCAGCUUUGAUUAUCCAAACAUUUGAUUGAAUGUCUAAAUCGAGGUCAAAGCUAAAAACCCAUGAGUGACCAAUCAAGAAAACGUAACAAAAAAAAGCAUAGUUUUAAUUAGAAUGUUACUAGUGUACUUGUCAAACAGUCAAUAAAAAAAUCUGGCCCAGUCGUUACGUGAUAUGUGCCGGAAUAAAUCCGAUAUUUGUGAGUCAUAUGCCCUGAUGGCUGAAUGAGGAAGGUGCUGGCUCACUAACCAGGAGGUCCCAUUUCAAGUUAUAACAACAUAUAAGGAUACAUAGCAAAGGUCUGUAUGCUAUCAUAAUUUGCAUAGCAUUGCCAUAUAUUGAAUUACAAUAUGUUCAAUUUUAAUCAAGACACUGUACUAAACAUACAACAACACAGAUCUUAAAAUGAAAACACCACUUUGCUUUAUUAAAAGCUUGGUGCGUCAUUUUAGUGGUAUAGAAUCCCUCGCAAACUACAUUAUUUUGAAACAUUUAAUCUCCAAUAGGAAUAUCAGUCCAAGAAUUGUUCAAUUCCUUUCAGUAUUUACAAAGUUAUGAUAAAUUGAAAUUUCAUCAAUCUAUGCUGCUCGCUAUUUGCAAAAUGCUUCCCUCUUUUAUUUGUGGGGGGUUGGAUGGCCGAAUGGUUAACACAUUAUGUGCACUGUGUCAUAAGGUCUGUCAUUGAGUCAGCUGGCAUGGUUUUGAUUCCCGGGUUGUAUGUGACAAGGAGUAGAGUCGCCUGUCCAACCUCAUGGGUUUUCUCCGGGUUCUCUGGUUUCCCCCCACUGCUAAAGACGCCUACGCGCAAGCAAAUUAUUGAAAUAAAAUUGAACUAUAUGUUAGUCCCAAAAUGACCUAGCUUAAGCUUUCCAAAAUUUAAUCAUAUAAGCUUAGUGUGUUUCCCAUAACAUCAGAUGAACCCAUUUCAACACUUUAAUUAAUUUUUUACAUAAUAUUAUUUACUGAAAUUUUAUUCUAGUCAUUUAAGAGGUAUGUUAUAUUAAAAAUGCAAAACUAACUCAUACUUAGUUUGUCAAUAUGUAUUUUUUGUUGUUUUAAUGUUAACACUGGAAGCUGAUCCCUAUUGUUGGCCCCUGGGUUCGUCCGUCUGUCUGUCUGUCGGUCCGUCACUCUUUUUGGGACACAAUAACUCUCUUUCUUAUUGAGCUAGAAUGUUCAAACUUGGUGUAGGUGUUUAUUAGGUCAAUGCCUUGAUGAGUUCGAAGAUGAGCAUUUUCUGCUUUGGGUAAGCAGAGAUAUGAAAUUUGAUUGGUUGAUGCUUUGGGACAUGAUAACUUUAGUUCAAAUUAUGUGAUAGUGUUGACACUUGGUGUAUAGUUUUAUCACAUCAAUAACUUGACUAAGUUCGAUAAUGAGCAUCUUCCGCUCAGGGUAAGCAGAGCGAUAAGCAAUUUGAUUGGUCGAGACUUUGGAACACAAUAACUCUCCUUAUUGAAGUAGAAUGUUCAAACUUGGUGUAGGUAAUCCAUGAGUGGCAUUUAGUGAUUGAGCACAUUAAAAAACACAACACAAUUUAUAUGGAAUACAAUCACUGGUUUAUACUAUACACAUAUAGCACAACGUUUUGACAUGGUCAAAUGGUUAGCACGUGCGUGCUGUAUCAUAAGGCCUGUCAUUGAGUCAAUUGGCAUGGUUUUUAAUCCCCAGUGACAAUCAGUAGGGUCGCCUGUCCAACCUCGUGGGUUUUCUCCGGGUCCUCUGGUUUCCUCUCACUGCUAAAGACCCCUACGUGCAAGCAAAUUAUUGAAAUAAAAUUAAACCAUAUGUUAGUACCUAAAUGACCUAGUUUGUGUUAAACCCCAUUUCUCUCUCUUAUCGUUUAACCAGUGAUUGUAUUCCAUUUAAAUUGUGUUUUUUUUUUCUUGGUGUAGGUGUUCAUUAGGUGAAUGCCUGGAUGGAGUUCGAUGAUAAACAUUGUCGGCUUACGGUAAGCAGUGAUAAGCAAUCUGAUUGGUUGUUGCUUUGGGGCAUGAUAACUUUAAUUUUAAUUAAGUGAGAGGGAUGAAACUCGGAGUAUAGAUUCAUUAUAUCAUUACCUUGACUAAGUUCGAUGAUGAGAAUUUUCUGCUUAGGCGAAGGAGCAAUAAGCAAUUUGAUUGGUCAAGACUUUGGAACAUAACACCUCUGCUUUUAAUUGAGGUAGAAUGUUUAAAGUAGCUUCUCUAUCUCAAUAUCAUCUAAAACCUUCGACAUUGAAAACACGAAUUAUUUGUCAAUUUAAAUCAACAUUGAUGUUGUGAUCUUACCUGAAAAAGAUGGGCUUCUGAUAUCCAAUAUUUAAGACAAACUAAACGUUUUACAAUUGGUACACGAAUCGUGUACCAUAAUGCUUUUCAGCACCAUUUGUAAUAAGGGACUCGAAAAACAAGGCUAGGCAUAUUCCACAAGUCAUGUCAAAUGGUGACACAAUAUUCUUAUCUGGAGAGCAUGCACAAUGAAUACUAUUGGUAUAGACUGGAAUAACCAGAUGCUACAGAUUACCAUUCGAUUGAGACUUCUGGGUAUUUCGCCGAACAUAACUGAUUAGAAAUUACAGUAAAAACAGAAACGAUUGAAUGUAAAUCAGUUUAUAUACAUACAUAUUACAUUAUCAUAUGCGUUGCGACCCAUUAGCGAUUUAGCCCCUUUAAACUUGAUGUAGAUGUCCCUUAGGUGAAUGUCUUGACUGAGUUCAAUGAUUAACAUUUUGAGCUAAACUUAUAUGUGUAUAGUUGAUAAUCAGUUUGAUUGCUUGAUACUUUUGAAAUCAAUUAAUAUGUGUCAUCUAUUUAUUUUGGGAUUUCGGUGGGGGACAUUAUCCUCACUGUUGGCUUGUUUAUUAACAUUUAAGGCAUAAAGAAAGACCUGCAGUAGGCACAUUUAGCUCUUGCAUAAUGCCUGUUUAAGUGAAGCUCAAGUGUAUAGAAUGUGUAUGCCUUGUAUAUUGAUGUUAAAAUCAAUAAAUGGUUAUGUGCAUUAAUAUGCUUUUGUUUAUUUUUCUACAAAGAAUAUGAAAUAUUUACUAGUGAAAAGUAUGAAAUGUUAUCAAUGCUUAUAUAUUUUUACCAGGGUAGGUAACUUAAUUAUAAUCAAUUUUAAAUUAAUAUUAUCAUUCAUGAUGCAUUUUAGCGUGUCAUUAUGACAUAUUUGAACAGGCAUAACAUGAUAAAUAAAUAAACAUUUUUAUUGUAAAUAUUCCAGUGAUGAAUAUUUACCAGAAGGUACUUUAUUGCUUUCAUGACUCAACUUUACUGGAGUAUUUAUUAUUCUGGUCAGAUAUUUAUGGAUAUUGUUUUGUCAAACUAGAGUGUAAAAUCAUUUAUGCAAAUUUCUGGAAUAAUUGAACUUUGAUUAGACUAAAGUUUGCUGACUAGUCAAGUCCCCAUCCCUACCCCUCAUAUCAAUAUAGUUAGGAUAUAACUAGAAUUUAAUUUGAAUAGGGUUUGGGGGAACAAAGUUAUUUCAAAUUUAUGAGGCUGGCCAUGCUGUAGCUAAAUUGGUAUUGAAUAUAUGAUUUAAAUGUUACAUUGGUGAGAAACUUUGAACUGUGAAUUGGUAUCAUAAUUAUAUUUGAAUAAAUUUUAUAAUUUUAUGCUCAGUGUAUUGAUUAUUAAAUAUAUAAUCAUAAAUCAAAUCAUCAUAUGCAUAUUAUCUUUUUGAAUUAUUUAAUUUAUCUUUUUUAUUUUUAUUUUUUUCAAAUCAUUGUUGUUAAGCAUUUCCUUUUUGGUAUUAUCUUUGCAUUUGAUACAAUAAAAAAUAUAUCAGCCUA